GAAGCCGGCACUAGGGCCGCUUUGCAUUGCGUUGCUGCUGUAGCAUCCCAGCGGUUGGACUCAAACGCGGAGGUCCGGGACUGACGCCGGUUGGACGGGUCUGGAGACGGCCCUCUGGCGAAGCGGCCCGAGAGAUUGAUCAAAAGGAUGGAUUUUACAGAGGCUUACUCAGAUACAUGCUCUACAGUUGGACUUGCUGCCAGAGAAGGCAAUGUUAAAAUACUAAGGAAACUACUCAAAAAGGGCCGAAGUGUGGAUGUUGCUGAUAACAGGGGAUGGAUGCCAAUUCAUGAAGCAGCUUAUCACAAUGCUGUAGAAUGUUUGCAGAUGUUACUUCAUGCAGAUUCAUCUGAAAACUACAUUAAGACACAAACUUUUGAGGGCUUCUGCGCAUUACAUCUUGCUGUGAGUCAAGGACAUUGGAAAAUCACACAGAUUCUUUUGGAAGCUGGAGCAGAUCCUAAUGCAACCACUUUAGAAGAAACCACACCAUUGUUUUUAGCUGUUGAAAGUGGACAGAUAGAUGUGUUGAAGCUCUUGCUUCAACAUGGAGCAAAUGUCAAUGGAUCCCAUUCUAUGUGUGGAUGGAAUUCCUUGCACCAGGCUUCUUUCCAGGGAAAUGCUGAGAGUAUAAAACUGCUUCUUAAAGAAGGAGCAGACAGAGAAUGCCAAGAUGACUUUGGAAUAACACCUCUGUUUGUGGCUGCUCAGUAUGGGAAGCUAGAGAGCUUGAGCAUACUUAUUUCAUCUGGUGCAAAUGUCAAUUGCCAAGCCUUGGAUAAAGCUACUCCUUUGUUUAUUGCUGCACAAGAAGGUCAUACAAAAUGUGUGGACCUUUUGCUGUCCAGUGGGGCGGAUCCUGAUCUUUAUUGUAAUGAAGAUAAUUGGCAGUUACCUAUUCAUGCUGCUGCACAAAUGGGCCAUACAAAGACCUUGGACUUAUUAAUACCACUUACUAACCGGGCUUGUGACACUGGACCAGACAAAGUGAGCCCUGUUUACUCUGCAGUGUUUGGAGGACAGGAAGAGUGCCUGGAAAAGUUACUGCAGCACGGCUAUAGCCCAGAUGCACAAACGUGCUUGGUGUUUGGAUUCAGUUCCCCUCUGUGCAUGGCUUUCCAAAAGGACUGUGAGUUCUCUGGAAUUGUGAAUAUUCUUUUGAAGUAUGGAGCCCAGUUAAAUGAACUUCAUUUGGCAUACUGCCUCAAGUAUGAGAAGUUUUCCAUGUUUUGCUGUUUUUUGAAGAAAGGUUGCCUUAUGGUACCUUGGAAUCAUACAUCUGAAUUUGUAAGUUAUGCAGUUAAAGCACAAACAAAAUAUAAGGCAUGGUUGCCACAUCUCCUGCUUGCUGGAUUUGACCCAUUGAUUCUUCUGUGCAGCAGCUCUUGGGUUGAUUCAGUCAGUGAUGACAUCCUUAUCUUUACUUUGGAAUUUUCUAAUUGGAAGAGACUUCCUUCAGCUGUUGAAAAGAUGCUCUCUGUCCGUGCAAACUCCUCAUGGGCUCUUCAGCAACAUAUGGCCUCUGUUCCAAGCCUAACCCAUCUUUGUCGUUUGGAAAUUCGGGCCAGUCUAAAGGCAGAGCACCUUCAUUCUGACAUUUUCCUCCAUCAGUUGCCACUUCCCAGAAGUCUGCAGAGCUAUUUGCUGUAUGAAGAGGUUUUGAGAAUGAAUGAGAUUCCAGAAACAGGAGCUAAUCAUGAUGGAGCAAUCAGUGAGGCCACCUGACACAGGUUUUUUAAUACUAUUUAGUCACAAAAGAUGGCUUUGUGUGAUUGUUUAGCCUUGGGGACAAUAGGAAAUGUAAAUGUUUACAGCUGGGUUUCCCAGUUUGCCUAUUUCCCAAUAUUGUAAACCUUAUUCAUCUAGACUUACUCAGUUUUAUUUCCAGUAUACUUUGUUGUAAACUAUUUGUUUACCUGACCAUUUUCUACUUUAUUCUGCUAAUAAACUGAUUCUGCUGUGGUGCUGGAUGUGACUACUUUCUACUUAGGAUUCAUGUUCACUUGUGCUGGGAGCUAAGCAUAGAAUCCAUAAACUUUCCAGGAAGAAGUUAUAACAUCUGUACUUUUGAAUUAUGUACCAUUGUUAUUAUCUUAUUUAGGGAUGAAUAUCUUCAAUGUUUAUAAAGAGGAAAUUUUCCUCCAUGUUAUAAUCUGUUCUCAUUUCUUAAUUCAAACGUUUUUAUGAGGUGUUAAUACUUUUGCAUUUUCACACGUAAAGAACAUAAAAAGCCAGUCAUAUUGUUGAUUUAUCACCCCCUAGGUUUGUUCUUUCUUUAUACUCUUUUGGCAAAAGAUACCCUAUUUUUAGUUUUCAAAGACAAUGCAUCUAAACUUAGAGACAUAUACAGCAUAAACAAAUUUUGUCAUCUUUAGAAGUAUUUUACUGUACCUAGAAUAUUAAUAAACCUGAAAGGGACAUUCAUACAGCACUACCUAUAGUGAAAGAAUGGUUCACAUUUCAGUAAUAUAAUGCUAAAUAUAAUAGCUAGGCUUCAUUCAGUUCCACAAUAGCAGGAUAGUUUGUUCCUGUUAGUCACCAAUAGUCAAUUAUAUCACAUUAAUAUGUUUUUCUCUCUUAAUAUCUGGAUGUAUUUUUAGAUCAUGGAUGAAAUAAGGACCUCAGAAUACUGCAUCAUGAAUUUUUACAACCAUUUUAUUUAUGUCAAAAAAAUCAAACAUGAUCAAUUUAGUUAUCUAGGGAAUUGGAAAUUAGCCUUAAGAACAAGGUACUAGAGUGUUGCUGUCAUGAUAGGCACCAGAGGAUGAUUUCUACAGGAGGCAAGCCUUCUUGUCAGCAACCUGUGAUUGGGUAGAUCAGCUGGGCCCAUCUCUGAUAGGCCCUUGAAAGGAGAAUAAUGAAGAUGGACUUCAUGAUAACUGAUUGGGAAGACAGGCUCAUGUUUACAUUCAAGACUAGUUUGGUGAGGAUAAAAAGUUAGUUAUUGAGAAUCAGGCAGAAAUUCUGAUGGUUCUGUUUAAUAAAGGUAUUCUAAUAUUUUAAAAUUUUA
Messenger RNA from Apodemus sylvaticus (European woodmouse), 3010 nucleotides. RefSeq names its product ankyrin repeat and SOCS box containing 3 (gene Asb3). The record is from RefSeq and is a predicted model, not a curated record. Gene Ontology annotation, biological process: intracellular signal transduction. Gene Ontology annotation, cellular component: cytoplasm. Gene Ontology annotation, molecular function: protein binding. The transcript has 10 exons. NCBI's taxonomy places the organism in Eukaryota, Metazoa, Chordata, Mammalia, Rodentia, Muridae. The coding region runs from base 148 to 1725 and encodes 525 amino acids.